UAUCGCCUCAUCUUGUUUUACGGGGACAACAUUGGGCUAUUUUUACGCACUUCCAGCAAAGCGCGACCCGGUCCGCUUCAGGGUCGUGCUGUGAAACGCAGCCUUGGGACUGGAGUUUGAAAUCGCGAAAACGCGAAAAACAACUUUGUUGGGAUUUUCAAACGGAGCGUGUUGUCGCCAUUGCAUCACUCCACGCGCUCCGGGAAGCGUCGCCUGACUUGCCCGACGCGUACACCGCACGCGCGCCUCCGGUGCGGCUGCAGACUCGCGGCUCGGCACGCGUGUGAGCGGCCGUCGCGGCGGCACCGGGCGUUUGGAGAAGGGGGGAAUGAAACGCGCCACGGCGGCGGCGCGCAGACGUUCACCCUUGAGCUCUCCGCGUUCGCGUUCGUCUGUGCGCAAUGGCACCGAGCGCUCCGGCUGCUCUGCACGGCGCCGGACGCGAUCCCCGGGCAACUUUUGACUCUGGACGGACGCUGCUUUGCCUCGAUGGCGUCUGAUGAUUUCCUGCGUGAGGAGCAGUAGCGGUGUCGUAAGUGUUCAGAUUCUUCACUCCCAUGUCACCGGGACGUCUCCAUGGCGACGUUUAGCAGCGCAGAGAGGCUCUGGAACGAGUCGGAGCUGUUCGGGCCGGACGAGGGGAACGGCAGCGCGGAGGCCUCGUGGCAGGACGAGGGGGAGAGGAACUACUACGCCAUGCUCUACUCCCUGCUCAUCCUGGCCAUCGUGUUUGGGAACGUGCUGGUGUGUCUGGCUGUGCUGAGGGAGCGCUCCCUCCAGACCACCACCAACUACCUGGUGGUCAGCCUGGCUGUGGCCGACCUGCUCGUGGCCUCGCUGGUCAUGCCCUGGGCCGUGUACCUGGAGGUGGUCGGCGGCGCCUGGCUCUUCAGCCGGCUCUACUGUAACAUCUUUGUCACGCUGGAUGUGAUGAUGUGCACUGCCAGUAUCCUCAACCUGUGCGCUAUCAGCAUCGACAGGUACACAGCAGUGGUGAUGCCUGUUUUGUACAACACCACGCACCGCUCCAGGAAGCGAGUUCUGGUGAUGAUUGCCACCGUGUGGGUCCUGGCUUUCGCCGUCUCCUGUCCCCUUCUGUUUGGCUUCAACACCACAGAUGACCCGAUGGUGUGCUCCAUCUCGAACCCGGACUUCGUCAUCUACUCCUCCGUGGUGUCCUUCUACCUGCCUUUCAUUGUCACGCUGCUGGUCUACAUCCGCAUCUAUGUCUUCCUCAGGAUGAGGCGGAAGAGGAUCUCCUUCGGCCAGCCCUGCAGAAAGGUCCAGCCAGGCUCCACCCCGCCAUCUGUGGAAACGUGUCUCCAAGAGGAAACUCCCAAGGCGAAGCAGGACCUUUCACCUAUACGGAUUAAAGUGCAGAGCGUGGAGCCUCUGGGUCCGUCCAAGCCCAGCCUGCUCUCAGGAUGCCUGUGGCGCAAGCACCCGAGGACGCGGCCGGCGGAGCACUCGGCGCUGCCCCCGGUGGACACGCAGAACUACUGCAGCAUCAGCCACGCGUCCUGCGGCCGCACCGAGCUGGACCCGGAGCAGCAGCCGGGGGAGGAGGGGGAGGAGGGGGAGGAGGAGGCAGCGGCGGCGGACAGCAACCAGGGCGAGGGUCCUCCCGUCAGGAUGGGCUGCGAGGUGAAGGACCUGUCCAACGGGCGAACGCACACGUCUCUGAGGCCGGCUCCUCACUCUCACACCAACAACCAGCGCUUCCGGAGCAUGCACGCCCGGGAGAAGAAGGCCACGCAGAUGCUGGCCAUCGUGCUGGGGGUGUUUCUCAUCUGCUGGCUGCCUUUCUUUGUGACUCACAUCCUGAACACCCACUGCAGGACGUGCUACGUGCCUCCCGCCCUGUACGGCGCGUUCACCUGGCUCGGCUAUGUCAACAGCGCCCUAAACCCCGUCAUCUACACCACCUUCAACAUCGAGUUCAGACGGGCCUUCAUCAAGAUCCUCAGCUGCUGAGGACGGAGCCAUGCCACAAAACUGAAAAUGGAAAUGAGCCACCGGAGAGGCGCACAACUCAGACCCUCAUCGCAGACGAUCGGAGGCUUUUGUACCACAGGAGUUAAACAGCAGCAGCGCGGUGCAGGAUUGAAACAAUAAAAUCCCGUGUGCAAUAAAUUCAAAGAGAGGAUUUUUACUUUUUUCCAACUCGGAUAAAGACUCAAAUCAUUUGAUGCUUUGCAAAACUGGGACUCCAUCAUAACUGGGUAUUACACAUCAAAGAUGCAGAACGCAAGAUGGACGUUCUUGUGAACGUCUUGUACAGUGUGGGUUCCGCUCGCUGCCACAGUUCCUUUAUGCAGGACUUGAGGAAGCUGCUUUCUGCCAUGGAUGGAGCUUUAAGAGUGAUUAAGUGAGGCUCAACUCCGAAGGCCACAGCAUUGUGUGGAUUAGCUAAUGAGACAACCUCCCCCACUCCUCAAUCAUCAUUACUAUCACUUACUCACAAGAGCAUGCACAAAUCAAAGGUUGACCACUCUAACUGUGCCACUGGUCCCUGGCAGGAGUCAUAAAUAUCAGUGUGGAGCCAUUAGGAAUAAAAAAUGAGAGUUGGAUGCAAUGCACCCUAGAAAUGUUCAGUGUUUUUUUAUUAUUAUUAAAAGACUUUCUGUUCGCUGGCACUCGUCUCCCUAAUCUGGAGCCGCCUACUGGCUGUUCCAACGUGCCAGUGAAGGCAGGAGCUUCUUGAUCUUUACAAGUUAAGCAGAAUUGUGAAGCAUGUGGUGGCAGGUCUGUCAUCAACGGGGCAUUCACUGCAGUGUGUAAAUAAAAGUGAACAAAUGCUGCUCCGACUCGCAGUCAUCUGUCUGUGCAGUGGGGAUCUGAUACUGGGGAAUCAAAGCACUGGUGGGGCUGAGCUAAUAGAACGAGAUUACAGGAGAUUCAGAGACAAAGACGCAGACGGAGGACGAGUCUGGAGGCAGGAGCAGAGCGAGAGGAGCCGAGUAGGAGGAGGAAAACCGAAAGAGGAGAGAGACGACGUGAAUGGAGACGGAUCAAAGAUGGAAUUGGAAGGAAACGACAGGUAGAUGGAUCAUGGAAGGACAGGUGCUGAUGGGCAGAGAGUGUGUGUGUGUAUGUGUGUGGGGGGGCAGCCUUUCUCCAGCUCACUUAUUUUUCUGAAAGGCAUCAGCACCUGCUCCCCUGACACUGUGCGCCGCUGCAUCGACUCAGCCCGGUUCCACUGAGACUUCAUAUGACGAUGAUGUACCUGUGUGUGUGUGUGUGUUUAUGAUUGCGCAGUGAGAGGAGCCUCCAGCUUGUGAUCAUCACAAGGCAAUCAGCCAAUCAAUAAACCGUAGCAUUCA
Messenger RNA from Betta splendens (Siamese fighting fish), 3323 nucleotides. It is a transcript of the gene drd3, whose product is annotated as dopamine receptor D3. Bases 577 to 1974 code for a protein of 465 amino acids. The record is from RefSeq and is a predicted model, not a curated record. Gene Ontology annotation, biological process: adenylate cyclase-activating adrenergic receptor signaling pathway. Gene Ontology annotation, molecular function: G protein-coupled receptor activity; dopamine neurotransmitter receptor activity, coupled via Gi/Go. Gene Ontology annotation, cellular component: membrane. Lineage: Eukaryota; Metazoa; Chordata; Actinopteri; Anabantiformes; Osphronemidae. The transcript has 8 exons.